Messenger RNA from Chanos chanos (milkfish), 639 nucleotides. It is a transcript of the gene dharma, whose product is annotated as dharma. Gene Ontology annotation, biological process: regulation of transcription by RNA polymerase II. The transcript has 3 exons. Gene Ontology annotation, molecular function: RNA polymerase II cis-regulatory region sequence-specific DNA binding; DNA-binding transcription factor activity, RNA polymerase II-specific. Gene Ontology annotation, cellular component: nucleus. The record is from RefSeq and is a predicted model, not a curated record. The coding region runs from base 1 to 639 and encodes 212 amino acids. NCBI's taxonomy places the organism in Eukaryota, Metazoa, Chordata, Actinopteri, Gonorynchiformes, Chanidae.
AUGGAUACCUCGAAGUUUUCCAACUUCACCAUUGAUCAUAUUUUGCGGGAAACGGUUCAGCGUCCUACGGCGGUGGGUAAGAUUUGCCCUGCUCCCAAACCCAGAGAGGGGCCUCCAUUCUACUUUCACAAAAACGGAUAUUUUUGGCACGCCGACUUUAUGCCUGUUGUUCCCGGGCAGCAGAUGGGACUCUACGCCUGCCUAACCGAUCUAAGUAGGCUCACCUGCUGUGGAUCCAUCGGUUAUCAAGCGAACGUCAAUAAGUAUUACUUCCCAUGUCAACAGAGUGUCAGCGAUGAGUCAGGAUGGCAAACAGGGCAGAGCCGGAUCUCGCAAACAUCAGAGCCGAGGCAGCGGAGCAGAGUCAGAACUGUAUUUACAGAAAGUCAGAAAAAACGGCUUGAUCGUCUCUUCGCCUUGACUGACUACCCCAGCGUAGAGGCACGUGCAGAAUUAGCCAAGAGCACCGGUCUUAGUGAGGAGGCUGUAAGGGUCUGGUUCAAGAAUCGGCGAGCUCGACGGAAGAGACAGAAAGCCACAAAGAGCAAGAGCGCAGGCUCAUACCCUAGGGGGAUGCGCUCUCAAUAUUUGAUGGAAACCUGUUCGAAGGAUUUCUUAACAUCAAAAACAACUCCAUAA